AUGGGCGUGGAGCACUCAAUUGACGCGCGCAAUGCAGAGCAGAAUGGCCCAAGACGCUUCAGUACAUCCUGGACCGCCUGGAUGAGACCUGCGCAGAUCGUCAACGAUUUCCCCAAGUCGCCCGCAUCGUCAACCGCAGCACCAGAAGAGGCCGAUUCCACCCCCCGCCCCCAGAACCCGUCGCAGAGCCAAGAGUCGCAUGCCACCGACAAGGAGAAUGCACCGCCCACGACCCCUUCGCGCCCGGCCAUCCCCGCCUUUGCGACGACAUCCAACUCCACGGGCCUCCCGCAAGACGUCACUAACUUCUACUCUACCAUACGCGCAACCCUCUCCAAGAACUUCGCCAAGAACCCUCCACACACCGUACAGCGUCUGGCAGAGCUAGUCCUCGAGCCGAGGAGAAAGUACAAAUACCUGCCACCGUACCUGCGCGCGCUCGACCGUGUCGUGUCCGUCUCUUCACCACUCAGCCUGUUCCCUCUCCCACUGGCUGUUCUUCCCACUUCUGGCGGGCUGCUCAAUGGCACCACAUCCGCCAUAAACACCACCACCCCGACCCUCGGCUCCGACGAGUCCCUGGGAGGCGCACUCCUGACCCCCAUUCCAUGGCUUCAGAGUCGCGCGCAGAAUGAGCUGGUCUCGGAGAGCACAGAGAUCGUCGACGGGCCCAAUGGCGCCGGCCGCAUCGAGACAGUCACAGUAGGCAUGCUCACAGGCAGACAGCGCCCGGACGCCGCAGCCACACCCUCAGCAUCGUCGAGCAACACCGUGGCACAAAUUGCGUCCUCCCACCCCGAUGGCGAAUCACUGCCCUCUACUGGCCCCGUCACACAAGGCGAGCUACUGCGUCAGGAGCAGGAAGCAGGUAUUGUGCUCAACAACCCUCACUCGCUCACCACGAGCCCCACACGGACAACUUACGGAGAGACUGCAGGUGGUGGCACAAUCAUUGACACCGUUGAAGGAGAAGAGGAACCGCCACAUGCCAGAGGGCCAGAGAAAAUCGGCAUGGAAGACACUGGUCCACAGAAAGUUGCUGGCAAGUUGGAUAUUGAGGGGGCAGUUGGUAGACCAAGUGUUGACCGCGCAAGUAAGAGCCCAGGACCUGCUGGAGAAAUCAAGGAUGAGGACAUGAAAGAUAGCAGUGAGAAGACUGCGGAAGACAAGGAUGCUGAGGAGGAGAAAGCGGAGGUAAAAACAGAAGCCAGUGAGGAUGUGGAGAUGAAGUCUGAAGACUGA
Parastagonospora nodorum SN15 is the source of this 1242-nucleotide messenger RNA. RefSeq lists its product as hypothetical. NCBI's taxonomy places the organism in Eukaryota, Fungi, Ascomycota, Dothideomycetes, Pleosporales, Phaeosphaeriaceae. Gene Ontology annotation, biological process: protein dephosphorylation. Gene Ontology annotation, cellular component: nucleus; cytoplasm; protein phosphatase 4 complex. Bases 1 to 1242 code for a protein of 413 amino acids. The transcript is spliced from 2 exons. Gene Ontology annotation, molecular function: protein phosphatase regulator activity. The record is from RefSeq and is a predicted model, not a curated record.